AUGGCUGAGAAUUGUGAAACAAAUACAAAUGAUGCUGCUAAUGCAACAACACCAAGACAAGAAGAAAAGCCAUCUGGAAACUGGUGGGACUCACUGCUAUCAUCAGCCAAAACAAAAUCUGCAGAAGUGUACUCAAUGGUGAAGAAAGACUUGGAUGAGAUUGGUACUGCAGUUAAGUGUGAAGCAAGUCAUGUCUUCAGUUCCACAUCCAAUGUGCUGGGAAAGACUUUUAAGCUUGACGUGCCUGAGUCACCAGCUAAUGUUAUGAAGAAAAGUUUCAGCACAUUCAUUGGCCAAGUCAGCACCGUUUUGAACCCAGAACCAGAUGACGAGGAUGACACCGAAGUAAUUUUGUCCUCGGGCGAUACCACUAUGUUGUCCACAUACAAGAAAGAGCUGGAGGCAUUACAGCGAGUCGACGCUACAUACAUCGUGCCGGCGUACAGUCCAGAGUUCGAGGCCUGGCGCGGCAGCCUGGAGAAUACUGAGGCGGGGGUCAUAAGGCCCGCCUCGGCGGUCAAAAGGCUCGAAUCCAACCCCAUUCUGAAGGCCCAGUACGAGAAGUUGGUGCCCGACGCCGUCUCCCACGAGGAGUUUUGGGAGAGGUACCUGUUCCGCGUUGCGCUGCUGCAGGACCGGCUGGCCGCGGCGUCCCGCUCGCCCGCGCUGCCCCCGCCCCCCGCCGCCGACCCCGUGCUCGCCCACCUGCCCCCCCAGCGCCCGAUACAGCAAAGCCCAAAGAAAGUUCUCUCUGGAUUGGACCUUGAUAUACCCUAUGAAAAAGACGUAAACAACGUUGUGGCAUGGGAAGAUGAAGAUUUCGCACACGACGUCGAACUAACCGAGGAGCAGCAGAUACUGCUUCUAGAAGAGUACGAGAAGGAGAUCACGUCGAAGAAGACCAAUAGGCGCUCCUCCUCGCGGGACCUCAUAAACAACAACGCUGACGCGAAACCGCAAUCGCUGAAAGACGAACUGGACAAUCAGGCCAUAGACAAGAGGAACAAAAAUGGCCGCUCGCCGAAAAGGGCGGGAAAGCCGGACGAGUGCGGGAACGACCUGGUCGAAGACUAUUUCGCCGACAGGGACGUGAAAGACGACGCCAGCGCAAACUCUGACGAGAGUUGGGAGAAGGAGUUCGAAAUAGACGAGCCCGUCGCCCAGAAAGCC
Iphiclides podalirius (scarce swallowtail) is the source of this 1170-nucleotide messenger RNA. The record is from the annotation of a GenBank genome assembly. NCBI's taxonomy places the organism in Eukaryota, Metazoa, Arthropoda, Insecta, Lepidoptera, Papilionidae.